Messenger RNA from Dreissena polymorpha, 2298 nucleotides. RefSeq lists its product as uncharacterized. Bases 1254 to 1793 code for a protein of 179 amino acids. Gene Ontology annotation, cellular component: membrane. The transcript has 3 exons. Lineage: Eukaryota; Metazoa; Mollusca; Bivalvia; Myida; Dreissenidae. The record is from RefSeq and is a predicted model, not a curated record.
CUAAUCAGGGACGACACUUUCCGCCAAAAUUGGAUAUUUGCUAAGAAGAGACUUCGUUUAAACGAAAAAUGUCAUAAAACCGGAAAGUGUCGUCCCUGAUUAGCCUGUGUAGAUUGCACAGGCUAAUCUGGGAUGACACUUUACGCACAUGCAUUAAGCCCAGUUUUCUCAGAACGCGGCUCAUUUCUAUAUUUGAAUUCGAGUACUUGUAAUUUAAUGUACACAUUGACUGAUAUCAACGACUACUUACCUGAUAUUAACCAUUAUAUCAAACUAAUUUGUACCUGAUAGGUAUUAACGUAAUGUAAUGUUAAAGCAAAUUUAACCGCUAAAAAUACAUGUUUAACAUAUUUACCGCACGAAUAUUCGUUCUGGUAUUAUUGCACGGGUAACGAGGUACAGUGUAUGAUACGCAUUAUUUUCGCUGGGAUUGACCGCGAAAGGCCAAGCAUAAUUUUCGCCUAACAAUAAUUAUCUGACGAAUAAGAUCCCAAUUCUUUACAUGAGUGUGAAAACUAUGAUGGCUUCAUACAUACCAGCCCCAGGAAUCAGGAACUACCAACCUUAUUGAAAACACAGGUCUUUUUUCGAUUUUGCUUGCAUAACAUAUUUGAAAAUAAUGUAAAUAAUUAAUUACGCUUUGUGGUGUCGAUAAUUUAUUGUAUGUGUACUAUAUAUUGAAUACAUUGAAAUUAAUCCGAAAUUUUUCAAGUGUUAAGUGUUGGAUGUAAUCAAAAACCUUUUGUUUUCAAACGCAAAACCUUUAUAGAUUGUGCAACGGAGUGUCAUAUUUCGGACCAAUUGUUAUUCGGAUUGAGUAUUCACAUGUACGUGAAAGUGGCCUGAUUGAGAUUAUAACUCCCUUUGUCUUAAGCGCGGUCUAAUUACGAAAUGAAUUUGUAAAGAGGAUAUAAAAGCACUUUGAGUUAAGCUCAACCUUGGUCAACGGAAUCAUUUUACCGUUAAACAAGUUAUACACAGCAUUAACAAGAAUUGUGGUAUCUGACGACUUUUAUAUUUUAAUAGUGCUGCGCGUGGGAUAUAUUAAUAUAACUAGAAGAUUGUAAAUAAAAACGAUACGAUUUCGUGCAUCGGCAAUUAAAUCAAUAAUUUAAUAAUUGCAUACAUCGUACACAAACAUUGGAUUUUGAUCAACUACAAACGUCGAAAAAUAAAUUGAAUUAGACAAAGUAACACGACGUCGAUUUGAUCAUCCGACCAGAGUAUAGCGCAAGUCUGCAUCCGGUAUCGCCAUGAUCCUUUUGCCGUUGAUCGUCGGCAUCGCAAGCGCCGCCGCCCUGGCCAUGUCGGCCAUCAGCCUGGGGAUCCCCUACUGGCGGGACACGACGGUGGACCAGCCGAAUGUGCAGCGGACCAUCACCACCCACACCUACUCGGGGCUCUGGGCCGCGUGCACGACCGAGGUGGUCAAGGUCGAGAACAUCAUCCAGUGCGAGUCGUAUUUUACUUCGAAGGAUAAUCCAAACUAUACGGCGGGACUGAGGACGGUACAGGCCACCUCCAUACUUGGAACGGGCGGGGCAGGGGCUCUACUCGUCAUGCUGGUCAUCAAGAGUUGCCUCCUCCCUGACAGCAAGGUCAUCUCCAAGGUCAUGGGCGUGGUCGCUAUCCUCGCAGGCUUUUUCCUUCUUCUGUCGGUGGUCAUCUACGCAACAAGCGUCAAAGACGGACAGUCAUUCAGCGUGAAGGACCUCUCCGCCGGCUUUGGAAUGUCCGUCGUCGCCGGCAUUGUCCUCGUGCUCGUCGGCAUUCUGUGCUGCUUCAUGAAAUGAGAUGCCCGGACCCGUGACUUUGAACGUUUCUUAAGAUUAAACUUAAGUAUAAAAGAAUUUACAUUAAAUCGUGUUAUUUUGUGAUACUACACUUUAAUGAUUCCUUAGGCAUAGUGUGUAUAUGUAUGAUGUGACCCUUAAACGUAUUGUAUCGGAUCAAGUAACGAGGAACAUGUUUAUGUUACGGACUUACUAUGUGGAAUCUUAACGUAUAUAAAUUACAAACAUUGUAUUAUAUACUGUAACAAGUAUAAUUAUUAUUACGUUUAUAUUUAUUAUUAUAAUCAUUAUUAUUAGUAGUAGUAUUAGUAUUAUUAUAUACAUGAUAAUCAGUUAUUAUUAUGAACGUUCUAUCUGAAAUAUUGUCCUCAAGUGUAAAUAAAAUACAUUUCAAGCGAGGCAAUCGCUAUCCAUGAACUUACUAAUGAUUCGUAGUUGUCUCCCAUCAAAGUGAAUUCUACUCCCAGUAUGUGCAUGUGCAUACAAUAAAUCUGUUUUUCGUUUA